This is a messenger RNA of Diprion similis, 982 nucleotides long. RefSeq lists its product as uncharacterized. NCBI's taxonomy places the organism in Eukaryota, Metazoa, Arthropoda, Insecta, Hymenoptera, Diprionidae. The record is from RefSeq and is a predicted model, not a curated record. The transcript has 4 exons. Bases 26 to 649 code for a protein of 207 amino acids.
AGAAGGGGAAAGAAAAUCUGCAAGGAUGUUCCUAAUCACGAGCAGACGGUCGAUGAGGUCCGGAUUUUCCGGAUGCAGCGGAGUCGAGAUGACGGCCUGGAUAUGGAUAGGAUGCACCGUUGCAACCCUCGUGACGUCGCAGCAGAAUUUCUACACGAACGGGAGAUACGGAAAACGGCAGGACCCUGAACAAGCGUCCUCCUUCUGGUCAGGGAGUAGAUAUGGUCGAAGCGGCGUUUCCGGUGCCGGGAAAGAGAAGACCGAGGGAGCGGGUAAAGACAUGGAAGUCUCGCCUCGGACGGACAGGUUCUUCCUGGGAAGCCGUUACGGGAAAAGGACCUUCUCCAAUGGCGAGCAGGUCGACUCGCUAAAGCACUUCAAAACAACCCUGGACUUUCUGAUAUCCGUCGACCGGCAGACAACCGAGAAGGACCAGCUGAAGGUCCUUAGUCAGGAGUUAAAAGACAAUGAAAACGUCGUAGCGUCCGGAUCCGGGGAAAAUUUGUCCUUGUCUAUGGCAAAUUUAUACAGCCCUCGAGCAGUCAGAAACGAGGAGACGAUUGGAUUCGAUUGCCUCUACACAGGGAUCGGAAAUCUCUACCGCUGUUUUCACAGGAGAAGCAAUGCGCCCCAAGGAUCAUCGAAUUGAUCAAGAAACCCAGAGCAGAAAAUUUCGCGGUCGUUAAACAUGAUUUCCUUUCUUUUUUUGUUGUUUUAAUAUAAAUUUUAAAACCUACCGAUUGACGGGAUUUACGAAAGAAGCAAUAGCAAACUAUUUCAAACAGAAGUGGCUGAAACACUGCCACAUUUUAUAGACAUACGCUUUUCAGUUGACAUUGAUUAAACGAUAAUUGGACCAAAUUUUUUGAAAGUUUUAAUGUUAAACAGAAACAGUCAUCUCUGCUUUUGGAUGACUUUACGUCUUAUAAUUUGAACAAAUUCAUCGGAAUCAUCGGAUCCCGGUCUUUCGUCGAUCCCGUGA